Messenger RNA from Myzus persicae (green peach aphid), 2082 nucleotides. Its product is annotated as plexin-A1-like. Gene Ontology annotation, molecular function: semaphorin receptor activity. Bases 1 to 2082 code for a protein of 693 amino acids. The record is from RefSeq and is a predicted model, not a curated record. Gene Ontology annotation, cellular component: semaphorin receptor complex. Gene Ontology annotation, biological process: positive regulation of axonogenesis; regulation of cell migration; semaphorin-plexin signaling pathway involved in axon guidance. NCBI's taxonomy places the organism in Eukaryota, Metazoa, Arthropoda, Insecta, Hemiptera, Aphididae. The transcript has 2 exons.
AUGGUUGAAUUGACUGCAGAGCCAAGAAAACAGCUUAAUAUUGGUUCAUCUAUUUACAAACUUCUUGCUAUCACAUCGGUGUUGGCAUGUAUAUCAAAAGUUGAUUCGUUCAAGCACGAUAUCAACAAAUAUGCUGUAGAUUGCUCAGGAUUUCGGACGUGUACGAAAUGUACGGAAAACCCGUCCUGCAGCUGGUCUUUAAAACAGCAGACGUGUUUGAAAACGACUCGUAGACCGGGACUGUUGAUGGUGAACAUCCGAGAGCACUGUCCGCAGUUUACCAUCGUCGACAGUUUCAACUAUAAAAUACAUCUGCCCUUCACUUACAAGGUGAAGGUGUCGAAUGACGUGAGUGGUUUCGUAAAGUACCUCGGCAAAAGCAACAUCACAUGCUCGCUGAGAGACAUUACGUACAAUGGUACGGUGAACGAGGAGGCGGACACGAUCAGUUGCGAGUCGAUGAGCAACGACAGUUUGGAGUUCGACAAACAGCGGCUAAUGAUUUACCACUACAGCAUCGCGUUCGACGGCGUGCUGCUGCGGAUCGACAAUGGCAUCAACAACUACUUAACUGUAUACAACAGCCAUUAUUGCAAUACCAGCAACAAGGUCAAAGACUGCGUUGCAUGUUCCUGGGACUUGGAACUCAACACGUUCUACUACAAACGGUGUUCGGUCGGUAACACGUGCACGGGCCUGUUCGAGUAUUACGACCACUGGAACGAGACCGCCUCCGCGGGCACGGCGGUGAACACUGGAUUUGGACCACCCGCGGGUGCUUGUCCUGACAUGACGAUCCAGUCGGUGGAACCGCUGUCGGCGGCGUGGUCGGGUGGAGCAACUCUGGUGAUAACCAUCAAGAACCACGACGUGCUGUCCGAAUCACGGAAGGCGACCGUCACUGUGGCCGGACGCAAUUGCGUUUACCCGAAGACGAUCAACGGUGAGACCAUCUCAUGCACGGUCGGAUUACCGAAGCCCGACGACUUGGCAACUGGCCCUGUACACGUCACGUACGGCCCGCUGCGGCUGACGUCAGCCCAGACGUUCCAAUUCGUCUACCCCGAGCUGACCUCUUUGAGCCCGGCGUGCGGCCCUGUCUCCGGCGGUACCUUGUUGCACAUUACCGGCCGUUUCCUGGACGCCGGCAGCACGGCCACCGUGUCUGUGGGCUCGGCUAACGUGCCGUGCGAGCUGAUCGCUAGGUACGCGGACCGUAUGCUGUGCGUGACCGGACCGUCGGACGGGCCAGUUGCGGGUGCCGUCACGGUCGUGUUCGACAAGUUCCUGAGGAGGAGAGUCGGCGUAAACAGUACCACCGCUCCACGGUCCAAGUCUGCUGUGCAGUUCGUGUACGCGGGUGACCCCGUGCUGGACGCGGGUCAGCUGUUUUCGGGAAUCGCUUCUGGUGGCACCCACAUCCCGGUGCGUGGUCGCCAUCUGGCAUGCGUUAGCAACGCCACGCUGUAUGUGGACGACCCGGACGGCGUGCGACACUACGCCGGUUGUGCGGUGCGCAACGACACGUUCAUGGAGUGCGGGUCGCCCGCACUUGACGUGCCCCGAUCGUCCACUUCCGACGCCACGGCCGCGGCCGCUGCCCCGUUAUUGAACUUUGGUUUCCGCGUGCACUUUGCCGACCACACGUUGGACUUGUCCCCGCAGCCCGACUUUCCCGGUUACCGGCUUUACGCCGAUCCAGUGUUCACGGAUUUUGAGACCGACGGCCGCAAGGUGACGAUCAACGGCCGCAACCUGAACCGGGGCUACCGACCGUCCGUCGACUUGGCCAUCCGAUUGCGUGACGCCAAGGGCACCCCGUGCGCCGUCAUCAACACGCAGCGACGACGGAUCGUUUGCUUGCGACCGCCGUCGUCCCCCGCUGACGGAGACCUGCGUGAAAUCCACGUCACCGUCGGCCGCGAAUUCGGCCGCACUGUCAUGAAGAACAACAACCGUUUAGCGAGGGGACCGUUCGAAGCGUUUCUGCUGAUCGUCGGCAUCCUCACCGGCGUGUGCUUCAUGACGUUCCUGAUCGUGGUCUACGUCAACAACAAAUGUGACAUCCGCCGAUACUUUUAA